CGGAGGAGCAAUGGUCACCCGGGAUCGAGCUGAGAAUAGGGACGGCCCCAAGAUGCUGAAACCGCUUGUGGAGAAGCGGCGCCGGGAUCGCAUCAACCGCAGCCUGGAGGAGCUGAGGCUGCUGCUGCUGGAGCGGACCCGGGACCAGAACCUCCGGAACCCGAAGCUGGAGAAAGCGGAGAUCCUGGAGUUCGCCGUGGGCUACUUGAGGGAGCGCAGCCGGGUGGAGCCCCCGGGGGUUCCCCGGUCCCCAGCCCAGGACGCCGAGGCGCUCGCCAGCUGCUACUUGUCCGGCUUCCGCGAGUGCCUGCUCCGUUUGGCGGCCUUCGCGCACGACGCCAGCCCGGCUGCCCGCGCCCAGCUCUUCUCCGCGCUGCACGGCUACCUGCGCCCCAAACCGCCCCGGCCCGAGCCGGUAGAUCCCAGGCUCCCAGCGCCACGCCAAACGCUGGACCCCGCCGCACCGGCCCUUGGCCCCGCGCUGCACCAGCGCCCCCUAGUGCACCAGGGCCCCCCUAGCCCGCGCUGCUCAUGGUCCCCAGCUCUCUGCUCCCCCCGCGCCGGGGAUCCCGGCGCGCCGGCGCCCCUCACUGGACUGCUGCCGCCGCCGCCGCCGCCGCCGCCUCACAGACAAGAGGGGGCUCCCAAGGCCCCGCCGCCCCCGCCGCCCGCGUUCUGGAGACCUUGGCCCUGAGCUUUGGGGGUGUGGGGGCAGGGGCUGGGGACGGGGUAGAGACUCCAGCUCGAGGGCAGCAGAGGGACCCGGGCGUCCGGGAGAGGAGGUGUUGGGGAGGGCGGCGGGGCGCGCGGGCGCAGCGCGCGGGUGAGAUGUGGUCUAUAUUAGAGUAUCUAUAUAAAUAUAUAUUUCCCUGGUUCCUGUCCCUUUUCCCUGCCCCCUUUCCACUGCGUCUAGGAUUGUACUCUCUCUGCCCCUGGCCCAGUCUCAGUCCCUUCCCAAGUCCCUAGUGCAUGGAAUAAAGUGGUUAUUAAAUCCCCAUGUGUCCCCGAGCCAGGGGCCUGCCUUUAUCUCGGCGUCCACGCCCACUUUCCCUUCCCUUCUGUCUCCCACCCCCAGUCUUGCUCUCCAUGGCCCAAGCCCCGGGGCAGACAGGUAAGUAAAGAAGAGAGCAGAGCGGAAACUGAGGUUGGAACUGAAACGAAGUGGAAAACACAGAGAUAGGGUAGGGGGAAAGGGGAUGGGAGCCUUUAAGAAAAAGCCGGAUUAAGAGAAAAGGUAACAAGUGAAAUAAAACCGACUCUGGUGGGAUUCGAACCCACAACCUUUGAAUCGCUUGUUUCGUCACUAGAAGUCCAAUGCGCUAUCCAUUGCGCCACAGAGCCACCUGGCGAGUGGCGGCGUCUGGUGACCUACGGGUAUUAGCAUAGGAAAGGGGGCGGGUUGGGGGAGUGUGUGUGAGGGAAUUGGGCGGGUCGUGGCAGGAGCACGCGGUUUGGAUCUCAAAGGGCGCAGAGCACCUGAGCCGGGUGGGAGUGAGGGCACGCAUGUGUGGCAGAAACGGGGAGGGAGAGCGAACGAAUGUGAGCGAGGGAGUGCAGAGCUGCGGCUGCCCGCUUACGGGGUGCUUCCAGCUCCGGCGCACCGCACUCCCAGAUGUGGCCCAACCCAAAUAAACUUGCUUCGUUGUACAUU
Messenger RNA from Galeopterus variegatus (Sunda flying lemur), 1651 nucleotides. It is a transcript of the gene HES7, whose product is annotated as hes family bHLH transcription factor 7. Gene Ontology annotation, molecular function: RNA polymerase II cis-regulatory region sequence-specific DNA binding; protein dimerization activity; DNA-binding transcription factor activity, RNA polymerase II-specific. Gene Ontology annotation, biological process: anterior/posterior pattern specification; regulation of transcription by RNA polymerase II; regulation of neurogenesis. The record is from RefSeq and is a predicted model, not a curated record. NCBI's taxonomy places the organism in Eukaryota, Metazoa, Chordata, Mammalia, Dermoptera, Cynocephalidae. Bases 11 to 694 code for a protein of 227 amino acids. Gene Ontology annotation, cellular component: nucleus. The transcript has 4 exons.